CGCGGUCUACGGAAGCCACCUGAAUGAUCAAGAGAUCGUGAGGCCUCCCCGUUCUAUCGCCCCGCUCAGCCUCGGGCAGUUGCUGCUUCUCUCUGCCUGGGUGUGCCUCCCCCAGAGGGGAGGCCUCUGCCCCUUGCCUCAUCCCUGCGUUACUUGUACCCUUCACAUUUUCAGCGUGCCCUGCGGAACAGUCCCGCUGGUGGAGUUAGGAGGCAAUCUCAGGCUUUCUCACAGCCAAGGUUUUACAUUCCAGGAUCCUGCGGGCUGCAUCGCAGAACAGCUGAAACUGGAAGGAACCUGUGGAGAUCACGCAGUCCAACCCCUGUGCCAAGGCAGGAUCACCCAGAGCAGGUGACAGGAACGUGCCCGGGUGGAUUUGGAAUGUCUCCAGAGAGGGAGACUCCACGCCCUCCCUGGGCAGCUGUUCCAGUGCUCCCAGCUGCCAGCAUGAGCUGCUGCUGCCCGAGGUGGUGUCUCUCUGCAGCCCCCGGAAAGAAUGAGCUGAGCCCAGCCCCAGACAGGUCUGGAGGGUUUGAGGGUGCGGCUCAAGGGAUGUUUGUCCUCGACAGAGGAAGGACAACCAUCCCUACCUGCCAGCUGUGAGUGGAGCUGUCCUGGGCCUGGCUCUGAGAAGUGCAGGAGGGAGCUUCAUCCUUGUCCCGCGGAUGCUGAAUCUUUGCAAAUGCAUUGCUUCGGGCAAUUUCCCUGGGAAAAAUGUGUGGGAAAAGGGGAAGGUGGGUGAUGGCAGGAGAAGCCUCUGGGCUGGAGAAUGAGGGAGGGAGCAGCACCCUGAGUUGGCAAUAGGACAGGGGGAGCAGGUAGAGAGGUGAUGGGGAAGAUUCCUGCAGGGAAUGGUGGGGCAGCUGGAGCUAUGGCAUGGGGUACAUGGUGUCAUCCUGAAGAGAAGCUGCUCCAAAAUGUGCAGAAAGAGUUUGUGAAGCAUGUGAGCAACCCAUUGAUCUCUGGGGUGCUGGACAACCUGCUGACCCAAGGGGUUCUGAGCCCUGGUGAAGUGGAAGAGAUGCAGAAUCAAUGUAGGAUGCACGUGGGUAAGGCUUGCCUCCUCAAACAUUGUGCUUCAGAAAGAGCAUCAGGGUCAGCCAGAUUUUCACUGACAGAUCUUCACUCCACCACCUCAGGAUGGUGGAGCAGUUGGAUCUGAGUUGACUCAGGUGAGAGAUGAAGGGCCAUGGUCUGCUCCUGGCCAGAGCCUCCAGUGGGAUGCUAGGGUCCAGCCCUAGGGAGUGUCCGAAGCUCAAAGGCAAGGGGCAGUUAGGUAUCACUACCCUGAGACCCCCUUGGCAGCCUGUGAUGACAGAGCUCUGGGGGGUGGCUGUCCCCUGUGGGCCUGAACAGGGAUCCCAAGGGGAUCUCUGGAGGCAUCAGCACCCUGACACUUGAUGGGCAUGAGAGCCCCGUGAGUUGGUGUAGCCCAUGGCACCAUGUCUUGCUCAUGUGUACAAGACAUGAGCAUGCCUGGAUGUUCCCCUGGGAUAUCUCCUGAUUCCCUGUACCUUUUCCAUGCAGGAAACAGAGCUGCUUUCAUUUCUCCCUGCUGUCUCUCACCCCAGGUCCUACAAUGCUCCCCUAUGCUCCCUCAGCACAAGAACAGACUACAAUGUUCUAGAAGCUCUACUUCAUCUCAGGCCACUGAUCUCCUGCCAUGGCAACUACAGCCAGACCUGGAAUAAAACAUCCUCAGUCUUCUGCCCUCCCGUCCUUUUAGGGCCUGCAAACAACCCCAAAUUAAGAAAACUCAUUCCAGAGAGCAGAAGACACCUGACUCUGGAGCAGCAAAAGCAGAGAUGGUUAGUGUCUCUCUAUUGUCCACACACACAGUGUGUUCCUAGUUUAUGUCACCCCCAUAAUCACUUCUGCACUGUCCCUGGCUUUAACAGUUGUCCAAUAAAGAGAUUUUUGCAGCAGACACCCUGCUCCUUUGUCUCCAGCUUAUUGUGGGUGUGCUUCAGGAGGAUGCAGAGCAGGUGGGAAGGGAGAAAUUGUUGGGAGCUCAGGGAUGAAGCAACACUUGCCUUUGGGGCAGCCUGGGCAGAUGUGCUCCUUGCUCAGGAGGCAGAUUCCCCCACUCCCCAAUCCUUACACUGCCCCAGGCAUAGCAAGGAUGCAAUUUCCCCUGGGAGCCAAGAAAGAUCCUCAAACCUGUGUCUCCUGUGCACUGCUCCCACACGUCACAUUAGGGCCCAGUCCAGUGGUCACUUCCCACCAGCAUCCCUGCUGCCAACUGAGAACCUCUUCCUGUGCCCCCAACAUGUGCCCUGCCCUCCAUGGCCACAUCCAACCUGUGUUCUGCCUUGGCAUGAAAUCAACUUUAUUGCACAUUCUGCAAAGUCACAGCCAGAUCCUUGGGAGGGUCUGGCAGCAGGAAAAAAGAGGGCUCUUUGCCCCCUCCAUGUGCCUGACACCGCUGUGCAGGCAGGACAGUGUCCUGAGCCAGUGCCACCGUGUCCCUGUGAGGUGGCAGGAGAUCUCAGCAGGAUGCAGGUGCCUCUCUGCUCUGACUGCAGGAGAACCAGGAUGGGAAAAGGUCUUGCAGGCAGGAUCAGACUGCAGUGAGGGCAGCCAGUCCCAG
Cyanistes caeruleus (blue tit) is the source of this 2590-nucleotide messenger RNA. The record is from RefSeq and is a predicted model, not a curated record. NCBI's taxonomy places the organism in Eukaryota, Metazoa, Chordata, Aves, Passeriformes, Paridae.